CAUGAGUACGAUAACAAAUCAAGAUGGCGGCAGGUUCGUCUGUCAAGUUUACAAGAAACUUUUUACGAUGUUCGAGUAGUUUGACUCGUAUACAAAGAAAUUUAAAACGUUUUCGUAGAAUUACUACUGUUUCUGGAGAUGAACUGGUAAAUUCAGGUCAGGAAAAGGUGCCUUCAGUGGUAAAUGCUGAAAAACCCAAGCCCAAACAGACUCUCUCAAACAUAAACAGCAAGACUUCAUUAUAUCCAAGCUAUAAGGAGUUAAAAGAACUUGAGCAGAAGCCUUUAAAGGUACUUCCAUUUAAUGUUGCAUUUGGUGGAAAAUUUGUUAUUUGGCUGCUUCAAAAAUAUCAAGCAGAAAAAGUUCUUAUUUUGGUCAGAGUAAAAGUUUUAGCAAGGGAACUUUGCCUGGAACUCAAAGAAAAUGGCUUUUCUUGCACAGAAGUUUCCUCACAGGCAGAUAAGGAUUAUGUGAAUGAAAGACUUUCAGAAGAUGGAAUAGUUGUGGCUUCUUACCAGGACACAAGUAUAUGGGAAUCACAUUCACAAGCUGACCUUGUUAUCAUGGUUCAACCACCUCUGGAGAGUCUACCAGUCACAUCCAUGUUCUUGAGACACCUAAAUAUCGAAUCUUCCAAGGGAAUGGCUGUCAUGCUCUACAACCAAAAUGAUUUGGAAUUCAUAAAGCAGAUUCAAAAAUACGUAGAUGUAAUAAAAAUCAACCCGCCAUCAUUCUAUAGCGUCCAGCAUUCAAACAGCACUAACGUACAACUGGAUCCCUCGUCUGUUACUGUACCUGCCCUACCAAAAAGCGAACCUUUAUCAGACUUGGAGAAACCAAUACCAGCCAAGAUCCCGCAAUACGCCUUAUAUCGUCCAGCGGUACCCGUUCCUCGAUCGGUUUCAGAGCGAACCAGGCUAAACGACCGUGCUCGCCUGUACGUCCGAGGUGGGAGUGGUGGCCAGGGAUCUCCUACUUAUGCUGGACUGGGUGGGGAUGGGGGUCACGUGAUUCUUCAGUGCCAAGAGGGGGCAAGUCUACAGCACUUUGUCUUAAAAGAAAACAGACGGCUUAUAGCAAGUCAUGGUGAACAUUUUGCGAAAGAAAAGAGAAAGAAAAAAGGACGGCGAGGCCUGGAUCUUGUCGUACCAGUCCCCCCUGGAAUCACUGUAUCAACGGACGAUGGGCAUGUUGUUGGUCAGUUGAAUUCAGUAGGAUCCAGGCUCGUAGUCGCACAAGGAGGAGAAGGUGGAAACCCAUCGAGAGAAGGCUGGUGCGGGGAGAAAGGAACACCACUGAUGAUAAACCUUGAUCUCAAGUUGAUUGCUGAUGUUGGACUGAUUGGGUUUCCAAAUGCUGGCAAAUCCACUCUUCUUGGUGAGCUGAGUCGAGCAACAGUCAAAACUGGGGACUUCCCUUUUACGACAAUUCGUCCAUCAAUAGGAAUGCUGGAGUUUCCAGAUCUUUUCCAGGUGAGCAUAGCUGAUCUACCAGGGCUAGUGGAAGGAGCGCACUACAACCGAGGAAUGGGACAUAAAUUUCUGAAACACGUUGAAAGAACGAAAGUGUUGGCUCUAGUGGUUGAUAUUAACGGCUUCCAGUUGUCUGAGAAACACCCACAAAGAACAGCAUUCCAAUCCUUGUGCCUUCUAGUAAAAGAACUAUAUUCGUAUGAUAACAGUCUUGCAUACAGACCUAAGAUACUGUUACUGAGUAAGAUGGAUACAGAUGAUGCUGAUAUAAAGUAUAAUGAGUUUAUGGACGAGCUAAAGUCGCUCAAUGAACGAGGUUUAUUCAAUGUUUUACAGGAAAUUCCACCCGAUGUCCACUUACAGGAAAUAGCUAAGAAGCAAAAGCCCAGGGAUUUGACUACUGACAGUAUUAAAUUUGAACAAGUCAUACCAUUGUCUUCUAUAUCAGGNCAAGGGUUGGAAGAGGUUAGACAACGACUCAGGGAUAUGAUAGCUUGGUAAUAAUGAUUUGAACAAGUCAUUCCACUGUCUUCUAUAUCAGGACAAGGGUCAGAAGAGGUUAGACAACGACUCAGAGAUAUGAUAGCUUGGUAAUAAUGAUUUGAACAAGUCAUACCACUGUCUUCUAUAUCAGGCCAAGGGUCAGAAGAGGUUAGACAACGACUCAGGGAUAUGAUAGCUUGGUAAUAAUGAUUUGAACAAGUCAUUCCNACUGUCUUCUAUAUCAGGCCAAGGGUCAGAAGAGGUUAGACAACGACUCAGGGAUAUGAUAGCUUGGUAAUAAUGAUUAGAACAAGUCAUACUACUGUCUUCUAUAUCAGGCCAAGGGUGAGAAGAGGUUAGACAACGACUCAGGAAACGAAUGAGAGAACGGACGGACGAAAGAAAGAAAAAGUCAAAAGAAAGCGAAUUCAAAAUUUAUACAUUUAUUUGUAUUUCUUUAUUAAUUAUGUACACCAAACGUCAGUAAAAUAUACAUAAAGUAUACAUUUUAGUAUACUCAUUUUCUGCCGUAAGCUUUAAAUCCUUUCUUCUCAGUUCUUUCCCGUUUUUACUCCAGUUUUGCUCUUUUAGCUGCAAUCUCCCGAUCCUAAAGGGACAGAAAAGGUAUCUAAAUGAAUAUCAGAGCUAUAGGAAUAAUGAACGACAAAAGUAAUUGUAAUGCUGACUUACAGUGCCGUACUCGUAAUAGUGAGGGGCCAAUUCGUAAAGCCAGGAUGGUUCAAUCUGAAAAGAUAAGCGAUGUAUAUUUUUCCAUAUUUUAGUAUUUGUAAAUAUUUGACGCUGAAACGAGGCGAACACUGAGUAAAUGAAUGAGUUGCAUUAAGAAGAGACGUCUGUAUUUUACAAUUGCCAGAGGUCUAUUAUAAGAUUUCAUAUUUGCUGGUUCCGAGUUUAAAGACUUAAUAAAUUACUGCUUCUUAAUAGCAUGUAGUCGCGAUAAAAUAGGGUUUUAGUGGACGUCAAUCAAAGUGUUUCUAUGACAUUGUCGGAAACCACAAAGUUUCCAUGGGACGUGUCUAUAGAAUAUCAUGGAAACGCAAUGAUUGACGUCCACUAAAACCUACUUCGUCGCGACGACGAUUCCGCGUAUACCAUUAAGAAGGACUGUUAUGAUUUCACUUCACAUAUAUAGAUCUAUGGUUCGUAUUAGAAGCAGUGAUUUGUACCUUUGUAACAUCUCUCAUGUAAUAUUUCGACGUCUGUAGGAUCUCGUGAUAAAUGACCCUGGAAAGAAACAGGUUUUACCGGUAAAAACAGUUUGAUCAUAGUACGUGGCGGUCGUAAAGUAGUGAUUUUACUUGGCCCGUGAAACGAAGUUGUAUAUUUAGUGACUACAGUAAUACUACAACAAAAGAAAACAAUGGAAUUUGUGUCUACUACUGUGUAUAACGUUGACUAUUCUUUUAAGGGCGAAGUAAGAUCACCCUACGUAUAGAGUAUGUGCAUGUUACGUCAUUGCCGCCAUCUUGGUUGAAGAUAACAAAGCAUUCCUCAUUAGCUUCUCUUGUUAGAUCAACCAACAUGGCGGAUUUUGAGUCAAAUUGCUGCACACACUGUAUAACCAAUAGAUUUUUUGUACCCGAAAAGACAAUAAAGGGGAAAGAUUGUUUCUCGGAA
Molecule: messenger RNA, 3593 nt
Organism: Actinia tenebrosa (Australian red waratah sea anemone)
Lineage: Eukaryota; Metazoa; Cnidaria; Anthozoa; Actiniaria; Actiniidae
Product: GTP-binding protein 10
Cellular component (GO): mitochondrion
Molecular function (GO): GTPase activity; GTP binding
Source: RefSeq, a predicted model, not a curated record